AUGGGGAAUGAUGGCACAGAAUCUGGAUCGAACGUGCCCUAUGGUAGGCUGGCCGAAGCAAGAUCAACAGCUGAGUUUAUAGAAACACAACAAAAUCACGAAGGUGGCAUCGAAAGUUCCCGUGAGAUAAGGGCAGAUCUUCCCGCAAACAGUUAUCAGAACGGGAUGGGAGGCGGUGAGCCUGAAGGAACCAGCGCAGAGCACGAACAACUGUUCGCAGACUAUCGCGACGACGAGGAACCUAAAGGAACAACACCAGAAGCAGAUACGGAACAACAGAUGGAUCGAAGCAAACGGAACGGUUCGAAUGGCCACACGAAUAACCGAGGGUCCACACUAAGCGGGCCGCUGCUGCUCGUCAAUAUACUAGUCAACGUGCUUAUGUUUGCCGUUGCCGGUUUCAUUACUUAUCAUUGUUUCAACAAAGCAAUGGUACUGUUUUCGUGGCACCCAACGUUUAUGUCAAUUGGCUAUUUAAUCCUCAUGUCGCAAGCGGUACUGACAAUGUCCGGAGCAAGUUUUUUUACCCACCGCUGCCAACAUCGAACAAAGGUGUUCCUUCAUUGGUUGUUACAAGCAAUAGCCGGCGUGUUGAUCACGAUCGCCUCCGUAUGCAUCUUCCUCAACAAAGUCCGACUCGGAAAGUCACACUUUCAAACGCUACAUGGCAUCUUUGGGUUGGUAACGGUUUGUUUCACCUUGGCAUCGAUUGGUGGCGGGGUUACCACGAAAUAUGCCUUUCAGCUGCGGUAUUAUAUGCGGCCUAUCUACAGCAAAAUUGUUCACGGCAUCGCUGGUACGGUGUCGUACCUGUUAGCAGUAGCUACGAUCGGGUUAGGUGUGUACUCCCAUUGGUUUCAGGAGGAUAACGAUGCGAAUGUGCGACUCGCGCUGGUAGUCGCUAUCGGAACAAUUGCGCUAUAUGUCGUCUCCGUACCAAUGAUCAACACUGUGAGGCGCAUUAAAACCGCCGUCCGGACAACGUUGUAGAAUUGGGUGACUUCCACCGGGGUAUAAAUAGCUAAAUUCAGCUCUCAAUUGCCUUACAUCGGAUAAUGUAAUUUGAUGCAAUUUGUUAUAAAAUAAAAACUAAAGUUCAGGUACG
Anopheles nili is the source of this 1105-nucleotide messenger RNA. RefSeq lists its product as uncharacterized. Gene Ontology annotation, molecular function: transmembrane monodehydroascorbate reductase activity. The record is from RefSeq and is a predicted model, not a curated record. The transcript has 3 exons. Lineage: Eukaryota; Metazoa; Arthropoda; Insecta; Diptera; Culicidae. Bases 1 to 990 code for a protein of 329 amino acids.